Achroia grisella is the source of this 2214-nucleotide messenger RNA. It is a transcript of the gene mbo, whose product is annotated as nucleoporin 88. Lineage: Eukaryota; Metazoa; Arthropoda; Insecta; Lepidoptera; Pyralidae. Gene Ontology annotation, cellular component: nuclear pore. Gene Ontology annotation, molecular function: structural constituent of nuclear pore; protein binding. The record is from RefSeq and is a predicted model, not a curated record. The transcript has 15 exons. Gene Ontology annotation, biological process: ribosomal small subunit export from nucleus; ribosomal large subunit export from nucleus; protein import into nucleus. Bases 69 to 2180 code for a protein of 703 amino acids.
UCAAAUGUCAAACGUAAAUAUACAAAACACUUCAAAAUAGGAAUUUAAUUCACAAAGUAAAUUUGAAAAUGGAUUCCCGUUUAUAUGAAACUAAAUUGGCAAACCAUGCAAUAUUUCGUGACAUAAAAGACAGUCUCAAAGAAAUUCCUAGUGGAAAACUGUGCAAUUUGUUGCUAUUGAGGGACGAUGUGUUAUAUGUUUGGAGUGCUACUGAAAACUGUAUAUUGUGUUUGAAUUUGAAACAACUGGAGGAACGUGGCGACGAAACACAGUAUCAGAAACUCCACUUACUGUCACCACCAGCAUUCUCCGUGGAGCGCAUCAUCAGCAGCGACUGUGGUAGCAGGCUGUGCGUAUGGGGGUCACGUGGAGUCACCGUCCUUGAGCUACCAUCGCGGUGGGGCCGCGCUGGACUCUUCGAAUCAGGGAGCCAGACCGUGCUGUGCAAAAGUCACACCCUGGACGAGAGGUUCCUGUACUCUCAGAGUGAGGUACGCCGGGUUCACUGGCACCCGAGCUCGCUGUCACAUCUCCUGGUGCUGGUCUCCGAUAAUACCAUCAGACUAUACAACAUUGCUCUGAAAAAUGGUCCGAAACUGGUGAAAAUCUUCACAAUAGGAGCCAAACCGUCAAGUCUACUGGCCGGGAAGACGAUCCUCGACAGUUUAGGAGAUACCGCAGUGGACUUUACACCGACACCUGACACGGACGCUCUGCUCAUCCUGAGGGGUAAUGGCGACGUGUAUAUGAUGGAAUUUGAUUUGGACAGCAAAAGCCUGCAGACGAAGCUAUCGGGUCCUUUAGCAAUGUACCCACCAGCUGAUGACAACUACGGCUCAGAGUCCUGCUCUAUAACGGCUUUAGGAGGCGGCGAUUCUCCACCACUCGUCGUAGUAGCCACAUGCUCAGCAGCGUUGUACCAUUGCCUGCUCCUACCCAAUCCCUCAGAUAAAGAAGACGGCGAUAGUCACGCCCUCUACGUAGUGGAAGCUGUAGAACUGAACAUCUUGCUGAACCCGGAUGAUGUCAACAUGCAGUACUCCUAUCCUGUACAUUUGUAUCCGUGUACAAACAAUACAUACGCGUGUAUGCACGCCGGUGGAGUCCACACAGUCACGCUGCCACUACUAGCUCAUCUCAGGGAUUACGCUUUAGCCACAGAAGAUGAUUCAGAAACAGUGCUAUCAGCAAUAUGUUCGAAAUCAAGUACCGCUCGCCACCUGGUGUGUACAAGCGCAGUGAGCGGUGCGGGCGAUGCGAGCGGUACGAGCGGAGUGAGCGGUACGAGCGGAGCGAGCGGUUUGAGCGGUUCGAGCGAUAUAAGCGAAGCGAACGCUCGCUUCCGUCCGCCCGUAGCGCUCGCUCUGACUCCUCCCCCACUGCCAGCGUUACUCAUACUCUGCGAUGAUGCAGUUUUGCUCACUAGAACUUUAGAACCGUACGAUUUAGAAGAGCAGCUGUACAAAGAAAUGCAGUUGAAAAAUCCAGCGCUGGAUCAAGACGACAUCAGCACUAUAUUGAAAGAGCGCCAGAAGGUGUCGUUCACGGCGAUCAUGCAGGAGAUCCUCGCGAGACAAGUGUCGCAGCCGCUGCUGCAUGCCGCAGCAGGUCAGGAACCAUCACCGCAGGAGACUCUACAGCUGCUGAGUCAAGCGCUAGUGCGGCUGCGAGGUGAAUACAUGUGCCGACAACAGCGGGCCGCCGCCGCUGCAGGCAGGAAACUUGCAGCGCUUACAGCGCUUGCUGAACAACAUACCACGUGGCUUGCAGAUUUACAGGCAGAAGUGAAUGAUACACAACUAGACUCAACUGUGUUGAAAGAAAAGUGUGCUCUAGCUGAGAAACACCAGGAGGACAUAAAGUACAGGUGUUCAGCGGUGAUCCGUCGCCUUCGAGCGGGGUGCGGUCCAUCAUCAACGGAGCGAACGCUCAUACGUGAACUGCAGAUGCACCGCGCCCGCGGGGACCAGCUCGGGGAACAACUUCGGCUGCUGCAACAUCACGCGCAGCAUAAAAGCGUUGAGUUAAAGAAAUGGCAGGAGGAGUACAAGAAGAAGGAUAUAGCACUCGGGAAGUCUCACAGCGAUACCAUAUCAUCAAUACUCCAGCAACAGACCAGCCAAAUUUCCACACUCAUCGAGGAGACGAAGCUACUCAAAGAUCAACUCAGCAUCAUAUAAUCUUUCUGUUUUACAUUAAUUUAAUUUGUUAUUA